AUGCUGCAAUUCCACGCCUACAAUGUCUGUACCAACACCAUCACUGGAGAGGCCGAGCCUUCAAACCCCACACAAAGACCCCGAAUACCGCGGAAUGGCAGGGACACGACCCUCGGCAAUGGGUUUGCCCAUUCCUGCGUUUGGAGACGCACGCAACGGGACGACUUGGAUCCGACAACGCGAUCGCAAUGUCCCGCUCUGACAAUGGAUGAAUGCGUACUGGUUCCACCAACCCGCCGCAGAAGGCACGGCAUGGUGGGAGACCCACUUUAUGCAGCAUGGCGGCACUGGAGCCAGCUCCAUUCACUAGCCAGCCACAGGAGGCGUGACAUGGUGGUCCUGCUCCAGUGUUUUUUCAUAGCCCACACCCCUGCUGUUUCUUUUUUUUUACGCCAAGGCAGCAUCAGCAGUCAACACGGCGCACUCUGGGGGGGGGGGUGUAAACACAUCUGCGCAAGAGAUGCGAAGACGUCUAUAGCACAGUGGAGAACAGCAAGGUAUGAGGAACGGGAUUCAUACCUACCAGAACUAUGGGGGAAUGAACACACUCAGGCAAGUGGCUAUGCCACGGACCUAUAA
Molecule: messenger RNA, 579 nt
Organism: Trypanosoma rangeli
Lineage: Eukaryota; Euglenozoa; Kinetoplastea; Trypanosomatida; Trypanosomatidae
Exons: 1
Coding region: 1-579 (192 amino acids)
Source: RefSeq, a predicted model, not a curated record